Molecule: messenger RNA, 819 nt
Organism: Lactuca virosa
Lineage: Eukaryota; Viridiplantae; Streptophyta; Magnoliopsida; Asterales; Asteraceae
Source: the annotation of a GenBank genome assembly
AUGUGUGCAGCUUUUGAACUGGUUGCUAUGUGGGGAGAGAAAAUGGUGGAAAGCUCCAUGGAGAUGGCUGACAACAGUAGUGAUACUCCUAGUGUUGAGGCUAAUGAAUACUUUUCUUAUCCAUCAGUUGCAAAAGAAGAAGGUCUUCCCUGGACCGUUGCUAAAGGACACGACACUUUCACACCUAUCAGCUCCAUUUUGUCUUUGUCAAGGGUGCCAGAUCCUCAUAUCUUGGAAUUGUGGUUAAAGUCAGAAGGUCAAGAAAGGGAUUUUUCAACUUUUAAUGAGGAUAUUGGUGAGAGUAGCACUUCUAGAGGGGUGUCAAAUUCCAGAAAUACCCCUCAACCUAGCUUCCCCAGUUCAAGCUUUGAUAUGCAGGAACAAUUAAAAAAUCAAAUGAAGAAUCCAGCUAUGCAUGAGAUGAUGUCAUCAAUGAUGAAAAAUAUAAGUCCAGAUAUGAUGGCAAGUAUGAGUAAACAAUUUGGAUAUAAAAUGUCACGUGAGGAUGGAGAAAAAGCUCAACAAGCAAUGUCAUCUUUAUCACCAGAGAGCAUUGAUAAAAUGUUUUUUGAUUUGCUAAACAUCUUUGCGCUCAAUGGUCUUCCCUCUGAUGAAAAUCCAUAUUUGUUUAAUGGUGAUUUUGUUGAUCGGGGGUCUUUCUCUGUUGAGGUUAUUCUUACACUUUUUGCAUUCAAGUGUAUGUCUCCAUCAGCUAUUAAACACUACUAUAGAUUAUGCAAGUCCCUUGUUGAAGCAAUGCGUGAGUUAAGGUCACAAGAAUUAUCGGAGCAGGGGUUCAUUAGUCUUAAAGAAUUAUGA